AUGGGUCCUGGAGAAGGAGCAUCGGAUUCGGCAUCGCAUGAGCAGCAAGAACAGGGACGAUUAUCAGGGAGCUCUGGAUCGAGCGUCGACAAAGACGAGGGAAAGGAAACGGAAAUGGACAAAAACAGAGGAAAUAAGAAGGGUGACGACAAAUGCGGGGGAAAAGACAUCAAUAAAGAUCCUGGAGUUGCUAGACGGGCCAGUGCAGCUUCGUCCACAAGUGCUUCAAGCAGCAGUACCAAUUCGGCAUUUACACACAAACUAUACAGCAUGCUAGAGGACAAAGAAAUGGACGAAUUGAUAUGGUGGUCACCGUCCGAGACGUCGUUUUUCAUUUGUCCAUCAGAGCGAUUUAGCAAAGCACUAGCCUCGUACUUCAAGCACACAAACAUGGCUAGCUUUGUCCGCCAACUUAACAUGUACGGAUUCCACAAAGUCAAUGACCAUCAAAGAGCAACACAACAAGCUCAGGCCAAGCAUGAGCCAUCACCCGGUAUCGAAAAUGGUCAGAGUUCUGAUCAGCUUCCGGCUGCUGGCCCUGAUGAGGUGCCUCAUAGCAGCGAAAAUAGAGGGGCCAGCAAUUUGUGGGAAUUCAAGCACAGUGCCAAUGCUUUCCGUAGAGGAGAUUUGGAGAGUUUGAAGCAUAUAAAGCGCAGAUCUUCCCGUAAUCACUCAAUCCUGCGAAAGGAAUCCACUGGAACGAUACCGACCCCAUUUGAUUAUUCGCCAAUCCCAACGGACCACUGGGUGGAUCCACAAUCUGAUCCGCGCCGAUCCAGUUCUGCUGAGCUAGGACAUGCAUAUCAUCAACUUCCCAAAGCACAAACUUCAACGCCAUUUGCACCAGGUCUUCCUGGCGUUAGCCACGCCGCUAUUGAAUACUUUGCUUCAAAUCAAGAGCAGCAGCAGCAGCUACAGCCCCCUGGUAAGAUAUUUCAUCCGCAAUUUCAACCUCAAAACCAACCACAUGUUCAAAAUCAACAGCAGCAGCGGCUGCAACAACCCCAGUUUCCUGUUUCAUCUCAACCUUACGCACACCCACAAUCACAAGCCCAACUCCUUGCUCAGAAUCUAGCACCAGUUGGUGCCAAGGUGAACGAUAUGGCUCAACCAUUCAGUGGACCAUUAUUAGGUCGGCCGGAAAGUGUGUCAAUACCAAAUCAAUUUGAAGCGGCAAUUGAUGAUCUUCGGCACACCAAUAUGGAUUUAGUAAGGCUGCUUGAUCUCGUUCAUAAUCUCGUCACCAUGUCUCAGACACCAACUAAGAUUAAUGAGGACGCAUCUUCCCUAUAUGGGGCAACUGCAGGAAAUGAGCAGUCGUCGUCCCCUCGCAAUGCAAUAUCACAACAACAAAGUAUGGAACAGUUGAUGGCUGAGAUUUCAAGACUUAAAUCAGCCACCAUGCAAAGAUUACAAAGGUCUGGAUCUUUUCAGCUUCCUCCGGGCGCGGUGCAACAACAAUCAAAAUCAUUCCCAGGCUUUGUCGAGCAUUCUGUCAUGAGUCCUCAUCUUCCUACCUACUCAAGUCGAGCUGGUAAUUUGUCAAGUCGAAAUUCAGCCUCCUCGCCAGCAUUGUCCCAGUUAGCAAAUGCCCAGAAUGCUCAGGCUCCCUCACAACAACCGACAUAUUACCCCACUCCUGGUGCUGCUACUGUGCACUCCACCCCAGGCGCUUUGACAAGUGAGUACCCAGGAUUAGCUAAGCCAAACAGUGUACCGGCUCCUUACCUGAUGCUAAAUUCCUUUGAAAAAAAAGGGUCAACUUCAUCCAAUAAAAACAGGCAUAUGAGCGUUUUAAUGGAUCCGCUAGCCCCAGCUCCGGGCCUCGUUGCUGUCGGUGCGUCCGCCAGCGCAUCUCCCAACCCUAUACAGCAACAGCAAAAGAAAGGCCAACAAUCGGUAUACUUAAGCCAUUCAAUGGCAUCACCUCAGCCCAUUAUUUCCAAGAAUCCUUCCAGGAGUGACGUGAAGUAUCUACCGACAUCGAAUCCGGAAUUCAAUAUAGAAAGCAAGCAAUCCGAACGCAGGCCAUUGUCUCCAUCUGUUAGUGAGGCACCGGCUAAUCCUAUUCCAGUUAAGGGCAGCGUUCGGGCGCCAUCAGAGACUGUCGUUAACGCGAUUACAUAUAGACCACACUUUCCAUAUGGCACGGUGCCAGGAAACAUCCAUCCUUCACCCCCAUUAGCCCAACAUUUGCAUGCUUCUCAAGCUAACUCAUCCAGUGGGGUCACCCAUCUUCCCAAAACUCCUCACCAAAAACUUCAACGCCCGUUCUCUAUACAAAGGGAACCGUCACCGUUAAACCGGCAAGUUGAAGAGAGUCUUGAGGACGAUGAAGCAGAAAAGUCAGCUCUACCGCAUUCGUCUAGAGAAAGCACAGAGUUAGGUACUACACGGCAAGAUGGUGCUAAUGCCAGCUCAUCGAGGUUGCACACAUUGCUCAAUUACGAUUCCACCGAGCAGUCCAAAAAAAAAAUGAAACUCUAA
Messenger RNA from Lachancea dasiensis, 2487 nucleotides. NCBI's taxonomy places the organism in Eukaryota, Fungi, Ascomycota, Saccharomycetes, Saccharomycetales, Saccharomycetaceae. The record is from the annotation of a GenBank genome assembly.